Messenger RNA from Ornithorhynchus anatinus (platypus), 505 nucleotides. RefSeq names its product phosphatidylinositol glycan anchor biosynthesis class Y (gene PIGY). NCBI's taxonomy places the organism in Eukaryota, Metazoa, Chordata, Mammalia, Monotremata, Ornithorhynchidae. The record is from RefSeq and is a predicted model, not a curated record. Bases 53 to 268 code for a protein of 71 amino acids. The transcript has 2 exons.
GCGCCCCGGCCCCCGGCCCGCCCGUAGCCCGCCCGCGGGCCGCCGGCCCGGCAUGGCGCUGUCGUUGCCCGCCCUGACGGUGCUGGUGCCCCUGCUGUCCCUGGCGGGCCUGCUGGGCUCGGCCCGGCUGGACCCGGCCUUCCCCCGCAGCUGCGCCGGCGCCGCCGGCCUCUGCUUCUACAGCCUGCUCUUGCCCCUCGUGGGGCCCGUCUUCGUCUUCUUCCGCCUCUGGGCCUGGAUGGGCAUCAAGCUCUUCCGCCACAACUAGCGCCCGCGGGGGCAUCCGCGCCCCCCUCCCCCGGUCCCGGCCGGCGCCCCCCUUCCUCCCGUCGAGGGAUCGGGGGGGGGGGGGGGGGCGAGCCCGGAGAACGUCGGAUCCGCCGACCUUCCCCCGGAGAGAGGGAGCCCCGUCGGUCGGCGACCCCGCGUUCCCGGGGCGCCCGCCGCGCGCGGAGCGGCGUGACGCGCGCCGGGGAGGACCACCGGACGCGGUCGACGGGGGGGG